Passer montanus (Eurasian tree sparrow) is the source of this 3634-nucleotide messenger RNA. RefSeq names its product histone deacetylase 5 (gene HDAC5). Gene Ontology annotation, cellular component: histone deacetylase complex. The transcript has 26 exons. The record is from RefSeq and is a predicted model, not a curated record. Bases 145 to 3564 code for a protein of 1139 amino acids. Gene Ontology annotation, molecular function: histone deacetylase activity. Gene Ontology annotation, biological process: negative regulation of transcription by RNA polymerase II; chromatin organization. NCBI's taxonomy places the organism in Eukaryota, Metazoa, Chordata, Aves, Passeriformes, Passeridae.
GAUGGAGGAGGAGGCGGGGGGGCGGCGGGGCGCGCGCCGGGCGGCACCGGGGGGACCCCAGGGCUCCCGGGCGGCGCGGGCACAGCCCCGGUGCCCCGGCCGGCGCUGACGGACACGCGGCUCUGCGAGCCCCCCCGGGCCACCAUGGACCCCCAGAGCGACACAGAGGGGGGGUCCGGCCGCGAGCCCCCGCUGGAGCUGCUGCCCCGUGUCCCCCUGCACGCUGCCCUGCCCGCCCCAGGUGAGUGGGGGGCCAGCCCAGGUGUGCAAGGACAGGUGUGCAAGGACAGGUCAGGUGUGCAAGGACAGGUGCUGCCCCUCUUGCAGGUCCCCUCCCGUGUCCCCCAAUUCUGUGGGACACCCCCAUUGUUCCCCUCUCUGUCUGGGGGGGCCCUGGGCAGCGAGGGGUUAAACACCCCCUGUCCCUCUCGGGGGUGCUCAGGGUGGGCUGUGGCCCCACUGACCCCAAAGUGCCCCUUUGGCACCUCGGGGUUAUUUUUAGCCCCCCCCCGAGCGCUGCCCCCUCCCCGGGCUGGGUCCGCGUGGGGGGGAUGGAGCUCUUGGGGGCACCCCGGGGGUGGCAGUGCCGUGGGGCACGCUGCUGCUGGGGCUGGGGCCGGGGUCCCACGCGGUGCCCCCGCCCCGCAGCAGCAGCAGGAGGCCCUGGCAGCCCGGCGGCAGCAGGAGCUGGAGCAGCAGCGGCAGCGGGAGCGGCAGGAGCUGGAGCAGCAGCGCCUGGAGCAGCUCCAGAGCCUGCGCCCCAAGGAGCGGGGCCGUGACAGCGCCAUCGCCAGCACCGAGGUGAAGCUGAAGCUCCAGGAAUUCCUGCUCAGCAAGACGAAGGAGCCGGGCCCCGGCCCCCCCAACCAUUCCCUCCCCCAGCACCCCAAAUGUUGGGCUCACCACACCUCGUUGGACCAGAGUUCCCCCCCCCAGACCGGCAGCCCGGGGACCCCCCCGUCCUACAAGCUCCCCCUCCUCGGCACCUACGACGGCCGGGACGAUUUCCCGCUCCGCAAAACCGCCUCGGAGCCCAACCUGAAGGUGCGCUCGCGGCUGAAGCAGAAGGUGGCGGAGAGGAGGAGCAGCCCCCUGCUGCGGCGCCGCGACGGCUCCGUGCUCAGCGCCUUCCGCAAGCGCCACGUGGAGAUCACCGUGUCAUCGGUGUGCAGCAGUGCCCCCGGGUCGGGGCCCAGCUCCCCCAACAGCUCCCACGGUGCCCACAACGGCCUGGCCGCCUCUGUCCCCAACAUCCACAGCGAGCUCCUGCCCCAGCCCCGCGCCCUGGCCCUGGACGGGGCCCAGCUCAGCCUCUACACGUCCCCGUCGCUGCCCAACCUGUCCCUGGGGCUGCAGGCCACUGUCACCGUCACCAGCGCCCACCUCCCCGUGUCCCCCAAGCUGUCCCCACAGGCGGAGGGCGAGCGGCCGGGGGUGCCCCCGGGGGUGUCCCCGCUGCGCCCCGGGGCCGCCCUCACCGGGAAGUUCCUGAGCACGUCCUCGAUCCCGGGCUGCCUGCUGGGGGUGGCCCUGGACGGGGACGCCCCGGCCGGGUCCCCGUCCCUGCUGCAGCACGUGCUGCUGCUGGAGCAGGCGCGGCAGCAGAGCACGCUCAUCGCAGUGCCCCUGCACGGGCAGUCCCCGCUGGUGGCCGCGGAGCGCGGGGGCCCGGCCCGGGGCAGCCAGCUGCCGCGCCACCACCGGCCCCUGAGCCGCACGCAGUCCUCGCCGCUGCCGCAGAGCCCCCACGGCCCCCUCCAGCAGCACUUCCUGGACAAGCAGCAGCUCCAGCUGGCCAAGGUGGGCCUGGGGAGGGGGAGCGGGCAGUGCGAGCGGGGGAAACUGAGGCAGGGGAAGGGCUGGACAAAGGGGGGGGAGCUGGCCCGGCAGCCCCCCACCCACCCCGAGGAGACGGAGGAGGAGCUGACGGAGCAGCAAUCGCCCCCCCCGGGGGAGAGGGGCCCCCCCCUCGUGUCCCCCGAUGCUGGGGACCCCCCGGAGCAGCCGCAGGACCCCGAGGGCUGCCAGGAGCCGGGUGACAGCGGGGACGAGGCCGAGGCCCCUGGGGACCCCGACGUCACCGAGCUGGGAGUCACCUACAAGCAGGUGUACCCCGAGGCGCCGCUGCAGCUCUUCCCCGCGCCCCCCCUGGGGGUCCUGGCUCUGCCCCACCCCGCCCUCGCCCGCACCCAGUCGUCCCCGGCCAGCGUCAAGCCCCCCCAGCCCGAGGGGCCCCCCAAGCACCUCUUCACCACAGGUGUGGUGUACGACACGUUCAUGCUGAAGCACCAGUGCACGUGCGGGAACACCACCAUCCACCCCGAGCACGCCGGCCGCAUCCAGAGCAUCUGGUCCCGGCUGCAGGAGACGGGGCUGCUGGGCAAGUGCGAGCGGAUCCGGGGCAGGAAGGCGACGCUGGAGGAGAUCCAGACGGUGCACUCGGAGCACCACGCGCUGCUCUACGGCACCAGCCCCCUGAACCGCCAGAAACUGGACAGCAAAAAGCUGCUGGGUCCCAUCACUCCGAAGACGUACGCGGUGCUGCCGUGCGGGGGCAUCGGGGUGGACAGUGACACGGUGUGGAACGAGCUGCACUCGUCCAGCGCGGUGCGCACGGCCGUGGGCUGCCUGCUCGAGCUGGCCUUCAAGGUGGCCGCAGGGGAGGUCAAGAAUGGCUUCGCUGUCAUCCGCCCCCCAGGCCACCACGCCGAGGAGUCCACGGCCAUGGGCUUUUGCUUCUUCAACUCCGUGGCCAUCUCAGCCAAGCUGCUGCAGCAGCGGCUCAGCGUGGGCAGGAUCCUCAUCGUGGACUGGGACAUCCACCACGGCAACGGGACCCAGCAGGCCUUCUACAGCGACCCCCACGUGCUCUACAUCUCCCUGCACCGCUACGACGACGGCAACUUCUUCCCGGGCAGCGGGGCCCCCGAGGAGGUGGGCAGCGGGCUGGGCGUGGGCUACAACAUCAACAUCGCCUGGACCGGCGGCGUGGACCCCCCGAUCGGGGACGUGGAGUACCUGACAGCCUUCAGGACGGUGGUGAUGCCCAUCGCCAAGGAGUUCUCCCCGGACCUGGUGCUGGUCUCCGCCGGCUUCGACGCCGUCGAGGGCCACCUGUCCCCGCUCGGUGGCUACUCCGUCACCGCCAAGUGUUUCGGGCACCUGACGAAGCAGCUGAUGAUGCUGGCGGGGGGCCGGGUGGUGCUGGCGCUGGAGGGGGGACACGACCUGACGGCCAUCUGCGACGCCUCCGAGGCCUGUGUCACCGCCCUGCUCGGCCUCGAGCUGGAGCCCCUGGACCCGGCCCUGCUGCAGCAGAAGCCCAACGUGAACGCGGUGGCCACGCUGGAGAAGGUCAUCGAGAUCCAGAGCCGGCACUGGGGCUCGGUGCGGCGCUUCGCCGCCGCCGUGGGCCGCUCCCUGCUGGAGGCGCAGCGCGGGGACACCGAGGAGGCCGAGACGGUGACAGCCAUGGCCCUGCUGUCCGUGGGCGCCGAGCGCGGCGCCGCCGAGCCACAGCCCAGGCCAGCAGAGGAGCCGAUGGAGGCCGAGCCCACGCUCUGACCCGCCCAGAUCAUCACCAAGGAACACCUGGAAAAGAUGAAAAACACACAAAAAAAAAUCACAGUAAAAG